Molecule: messenger RNA, 1646 nt
Organism: Nymphaea colorata (pocket water lily)
Lineage: Eukaryota; Viridiplantae; Streptophyta; Magnoliopsida; Nymphaeales; Nymphaeaceae
Product: serine/arginine-rich splicing factor SR45
Exons: 12
Coding region: 156-1415 (419 amino acids)
Biological process (GO): mRNA splicing, via spliceosome
Cellular component (GO): nucleoplasm; ASAP complex; cytoplasm
Molecular function (GO): RNA binding
Source: RefSeq, a predicted model, not a curated record
AAAACCCUCGACUAGGGGGGAGAGGGGUAGAGGAGAGCGAUAAAAUAGAAGACGAAGAAGAAGAAGCAAGGUUUCGAAAGGAAGGCAGGUUUGGCGGGACCGUACAUUUCUAGGGUUUGGUCUCAUUCUCUCUCCUUCAUCGCCCGUUAUCCCCAAUGGCGAAACCCGGCAGGGCUCGCCCGUCGACUCCGUCCAACUCCAACUCCGGCUCCUCUUCCUUCUCCGGUUCCUCCUCCGGCUCUCGGUCGCGCUCUCGCUCCCGGUCGCGGUCCCGCUCGAAGUCGUUCUCAUCGUCCUCGCCUUCACCCAGCGACAGCUCGAGGAGCCGCAGCCCCGUCCCGCCGAAGAGGAGCAGUCCAGUUGGAGCAGGCAGGCGAGGACGCUCUCCACCUCCCCCACCCAAACGAGCAUCACCUGCUCGUAAGGUGUCUCCGGUUCUUGAGUCAGUGGUUCUGCAUAUCGAUCAACUGACAAGAAAUGUGAAUGAAGCUCAUCUGAAGGAAAUCUUUAGUAACUUUGGGGAGGUUGUCAAUGUGGAAUUGGCAAUGGAUCGUAGUGUUCAGUUGCCACGGGGCUAUGGUUAUGUUGAAUUUAAAGCAAGACCUGAUGCUGAGAAAGCCCUCCUGUACAUGGAUGGAGGCCAAAUUGAUGGUAACAUUGUCCGUGUACGCUUUACACUGCCUCAACGCCAAAAAGUUUCUUCUCCACCAAAAGUUGCACCCCCACCUCCUAAGAGGGAGCCUCCACCGAAGGAUGCAAAUGCUGCAGAUAUUGAAAGAGAUGCACCACAGAGGCCAAGGGAUUCAUCCCCUCGAAGAAGACCACUAUCUCCACCACGUAAAAAGUCUCCACUUCGAAGAGGUGAUUCCCCACCAAGACGGCGCCCUGAUUCUCCACCACGACGCCGGGCUGAUUCUCCUCCACGGCGCCGAAUGGAGUCUCCACCUUAUCGACGUGGUGAAUCACCACCACUCAGAAGGAGACUUGCUUCACCGGCAAGAAGGCGUUCUCCUUCUCCCGCUCAUAGAAGGCAGCGAUCUCCCCCACCAAGGGUGUCUCCAAGAAGGGCACGUGGUAGCCCAGUUGCCCGUAGACGUUCUCCAUUGCCACCGAGGCGCCGUUCACCCCCUAGGCGAGCUCGAAGUCCUCCAAGGAGAUCACCUGUUGGUCGUCGCCGCAGCCGCUCUCCUAUUCGCAGGCCUGCACGUUCCCGCUCGAGAUCAUCUUCCCUUCCGCGCAGAGGCAGGCCAGGACCUCCUAGACGUGCAAGGUCCACCUCAUCCUCUUCUAGAUCUCCAAGCCCACGCAAGGGAAGCAGAAGGAUAUCAAGAAGUCGAAGCCCUAAAAGAUCGGCCAGAGGCAAGAGCAGUAGCAACAGCAGCAGCAGUGGCUCCCCGUCCCCUAAGCCCAAUUAGACAUGGAUCUGUGGCCCCCACAGGUAUGAUCUCUCUCCUCUCUGUCUCUGUCUCUCUCUUUCACACACACACAUAUAUAUCAGAACCUUCGCUGUGGGUGUGCCUUGGAAGUUCUUCGGGCAUAAAAGGGUGCGAGGAAUGUUUAUCAUACUGAUGUCCUUGUUAUGUAACGAGUUCUGGUGAAAUUUCUUCUGAAAGCUUCUUGACAACCUUGAGAAUGAUUUGGGAGCA